AUAUUGAGUAACAUAACGUCCAUUUUAUCUUCAUCUUUAAUUUGACUCAUUCUGUUUUUCGCUUGUUUAUACAGAUAAUGUAAUUUUUCUCGUAUCAUAUAUGGAUGUUUUGAAAUAUCGGAUGUUGUCAUGUGAAAAGCAGGCAUGGAAGCAACACAAUUGAUAGCAGAAUAGUGGUUACUCUGUAUUUUAAAUAAAUUUUUCAAAAAUAAGUAAAGUACGGACAAUUGAACAUCUCAUUUCCAAGGGUGUUGCUUGUCUUGCAGAUGCUAGUUUGUAAGCCAGUAUUUGUUUUGCACAAUGACUGCUAGCGAUAUACAAGGUUCAUUGAAAGAAGCUCUAUAUGAAACGUUAACUGGGAUUUUGUCACCACAUCAUGAAACUCGCAAGGCAGCAGAGCAAAAGAUUCAAGCUUUGGAGGUGACUGAGGAGUUCGGUAUACAUUUGACAGAAUUUGUGAUUGAUCCCAACAGUCAUUUGCCCAUCAGGCAGUUAGCUUCUAUCUUGUUGAAACAGUAUGUUGAGACACACUGGUGCUUGUUGGCUGAGAAAUUCCGUCCACCAGAGCUUGAUAAUGCUGUCAAAGAAAGGAUUAAAGAGUUACUUCCCUUAGGACUUCGAGAAUCUAUUAGUAAGGUACGAACUGCAGUAGCUUAUGCAAUAUCUGGUAUAGCAUAUUGGGAUUGGCCUGAAAAUUGGCCUGGAUUGUUUGAUGUACUUGUUAGCUGUUUGAGAGAAGAGAGCGAAUAUGCUGUUCAUGGAGCGAUGAGAGUAUUAACAGAAUUUAGUCGGGAUUUGACAGACGCUCAGUUGCCUAAUGUAGGACCUGUUAUUCUUCAAGAGAUGUACAGGAUAUUUCAAAGUGAAAAUUAUUCGAUUAGAACACGUGGACAUGCAAUUGAAAUCUUCAUAACGAUUACAACUUUGGUUGCUCACACGGGAGCAUAUGAGAAGGAAUUUAUAGAGCAGUAUCUGCAACCUAUCAUUCCUAUGUUCUGUGAAAAGUUUGUUGAGUGCCUCAGAGUGCCUAAUGGUCAAACUAGUGAUUGUGGGUUCAAAACAGAUAUUAUUAAAGCUAUAAACUGUCUUGUUAUGAAAUUACCUAAAUAUGUAUCGGAGCUUUUACCUCAAAUGCUGCCACCCAUAUGGGAAACUUUAUGUCAAAGUGCAAAGACUUAUCAAGAAAUAACAGUUAAUGCUGAUAAAAAUAUCAAUGAUAAAGAAGUCGAUUCUGAUGGCGAAGUGCUUAAUUCCAACAGUUUGAUUAUUGCAAUUUUUGAGUUCGUUCAAACUAUUGUGGAUCGUAAGAGGUUCAUGAAUCUGUUGGAUAAUAUGCUACCAGAAAUCAUGUAUUAUCUAAUAGUAUUUAUGCAAAUAACGGUCGAUCAGAUUCAACAAUGGACAACUAAUCCGAAUCAAUUUGUCGAGGAGGACGAGUGUACCUUUGAUUAUAAUGUUCGAAUCUCGGCUCAAGAAUUUUUAACAGCUCUUAUUAGUCAUUUUGAGGAGAAAGCGGUACAUAUUCUUUGUGAUGUAGUUACGCAACAUAUUGAAGCAACAAAGGCGCUACAAACUAACGAUGAUGGUAGCAACAGCAAUGAGAGUUGGUGGAAAUUACGGGAAUCCUCUGUUUUGGCAUUGAGUCUUUCUAAGAAUUGUGUCAUUGAAAAACAGCAAGCUGGGACAUUGCAGUUCGAUAUUAUUAGGUUUCUAGAUAUAGUUGUUUUGGGAAUGUUAAAUGAUUCGGGAUCGCCUCCGUUGCUUCUUGGCCGUUGCUUAUGUCUCGGUGGACGAUAUGCCAAGAUAAUGCCACCGGAAAUAAGUUCUCGAUUUCUAGAAGCUACAGUUAACGGUUUACAGGAAAAUCAAUCACCUUGUAUACGAAUUAGUGCUGUUAAGGCGAUCUAUUGGUUCAGCGAAGCGUCAACUGGGAAGGAUCCCAUCGUCAACAUAAUACGUUGCCAUAUGCCCAACAUUUUUCAAGGGUUGUUCAAUCUAGUUAGUCAACCUAGCACAGACGUUUUGACUUUGAUCAUGGAGACAUUUCAAAUGCUAAUUUGGCAACAUAAAGAAUUUACAGCAUCAGUGGAAAACAAGAUUUGUCCUUUGACAAUUGCAGUGUUUGUAAAGUUUCAUAGCGAUCCGGCAAUCUUAGAUAUAUGUCAGGACAUAUUUAAAGACUUGACACAGAUUCCAAGUUGCAUCGAGCCGCUGCAAACUCGUAUAAUACCGACUUUAAUAAGCAUGAUGAUAACUCCUGUAAAUAAAACAAAGGAUGGUAUAAAUGAGGGAUCUCGAACUGUAGCGUUGGAUGUAUUGAAAGUUCUGGUGCAGUAUUCGCCGAUGCCUCUAAGUAAUACUUUGGUGGAGACUGCUUUUCCGACUGCCUGCCAUUGUAUUCUUAACUCGGAAGACCACGCAACGUUGCAGAGUGGCGGGGAACUCAUACGCACAUAUUUAUCCGUGGCGGCGCAGCAGAUUAUCGCUCAUCGAGACAAGGAAGGGCAAUCUGGGCUACAAUACAUACUCCAGAUAAUCGCUCAGCUCUUAAAUCCGCAGUCGAGCGAAUUCACUGCCACUUUUGUCGGACGUUUGGUCACAACACUGAUUCGAAAUGUGGGAGACAGUCUGGGUGAGAAUCUUGACUUACUGUUGAAAGCGGUGCUGAGCAAAAUGCAGAGCGUGGAGACGUUGAUCGUGAUGCAGAGUCUGCUAAUGAUUUACGCGCAUCUUAUAAAUACGCAGUUCAACGCUGUGCUAAAUUUUCUGUCAACUGUGCCUGGGCCAAUGGGACAGAGUGCACUUGCGUUUGUAUUGUCCGAGUGGGUCAGCAGGCAGCACUUAUUUCUCGGUAGAUAUGAUCGCAAAGUCACGACAAUCGCAUUGUGUAAGAUUAUGGAAUACGGAGUCAUUCACAGAGAUAGUAGAUUGGAGGAGAUCGCCGUGAAGGGAGAUAUGAUCAUCUCAGGAACCGAAGAUGGUGUGAGGACCAGAAGCAAAGCUGAAUCACAGCCUUACGAAUGGACUACGGUGCCUGUACUAGUAAAAAUUUUUAAAGUAAUAAUCAACGAAUUGUCGAAUGACAUCGAAGCCAUUAGCGCUAGCCAAGAUACGGAUGUUUCUGACGAUGAGGAUGAAGAAGAUGAUGAAUUAAUAGAUCCCGGAAAUGAAGGUUUAAAUAUUUUACAAUUUGGAAGUACGGAUGAAGAUAAUGACGAUGAAGAUCCAGAAUUAUUGCAGGACACCAUUUAUCAUUUGAACCUUGGCCAGUAUUUGCGCGAUUUUUUGCUAAAUUUCUCCACUCAUCAUUGCUUUCGCAUGUAUAUUCAACACCUGAAUGUGCCAGAACUAAAAGUCUUGAAUAAUAUAAAUAUCAGUGCACUCAUAUAAUAGAAUAAGUAAUUUAGUUGCU
This is a messenger RNA of Cyphomyrmex costatus, 3412 nucleotides long. It is a transcript of the gene Ipo9, whose product is annotated as Importin 9. Gene Ontology annotation, biological process: protein import into nucleus. Lineage: Eukaryota; Metazoa; Arthropoda; Insecta; Hymenoptera; Formicidae. The record is from RefSeq and is a predicted model, not a curated record. Gene Ontology annotation, molecular function: small GTPase binding. The coding region runs from base 301 to 3390 and encodes 1029 amino acids. Gene Ontology annotation, cellular component: cytosol; nuclear envelope. The transcript has 12 exons.